UGUAAUAAAUAGGAGACAGCUACGGUGAUCCAACUAAACCAACAGGGGAUUUUCAUCAGCACUUCCCUGGUGUAAUCAUGGUACAGAUUAUUAAAGACAUGAAUGAAUUUAAAACAUUUUUGACAGCUGCCGGACACAAACUCGCAGUGGUUCAAUUUUCUUUGAAACGGUGUGGUCCCUGCAAAAGGAUGUUUCCUGUUUUCCAUGAGCUGGCUGAAACUUGUCACAUCAAAACAAUACCCACAUUUCAGAUGUUCAAGAAAAGCCAGAAGGGCUUCAUCUCCAGGCCUACACCAACCAGUGAACUCCAUCCCCAUCAGAAAUGGACCCUUGACUCCAGUCAAGCCAAUCCAAGUCAAACCAGAGCUAAUUUCAGGACUUUGCUUAAGCAGCUAGGUAAAUAAUCUUCUCUUUUGAUAUCACUGGAUUUGAAUUUGGGAAGAUAUGAGUCUGAAGCUACUACAGCUUGUCACCAUGUAAAACCUGAAAACGAAUCUACCACACAGAAGAAAACAGAGUCAAGCCAAGAGGUACUAAUGGCAUUGACUGCACCCUGAAUCCAUCCAUGCCUGAAGCCUACACUAUCCCCAUAGAUUCUUCAGCUAUGUAAACUCUGGGUUGGUUUCUCUGUCACUUGCAACCCAAAAAAUUCUGAUGAACAUAUCUGGUGUUCUCCCAGGCUACUCUCCUUCAUUUCAUGGUGUAAUUGUUAAAAGAGUAGAAUAUAUUUGCAGUUUCCAAUUCUCAUUUUCCACUCAUUCCCUCAUCUAUCUAUCUAUUUAUCUUUCUGUCCUCUCUAAAGUCACCAAGGAUCUCCCUGCACCUAAUUUAAAUAGCCAUUUCUCAAUUCUUGAUUCCUUAGCUACACGGAAGCACCAUUAACUAAUGAGCUUCUAUAUUCUGGAAAUUUUCUUCUCUUUUGACUUUAUCCCUCAUCCCUCCCUAUGCUCUCCUCUGGCUUGUCUCCUGUUAUAGUCAAAUAUAUCCGUUUUGGGUAUCUAUCUUUUUGGUUCAAUCCAUUUCCCAUUCUACCUCUCUCCUUUAGCAAUGUCAUUCCUACUUCUAGUUCCAUCUAUAAAUACUUUUUUACUUAGACAAUUGCAAUGCCCCCUCCUCACCCUCAACUUAGCACCAUAUCUCUGUUCUCAUCUCCAGAUUUGUGCACAGCUCCCUGUAUGGCAUCCCCUUUUUUAACAUGUGAUGCCCUCCCCCUCCAUUGCCUAUAGAAUCAAGGCUAAACCAUUGUAUUUAAGGCUGGCAUUCAAGUUUCUCCAUAAUUUUGACCCAAUCUACUGCUCCAAGCCUUUAUCUGUUUAACUCAGAUCUUCAUGUAUUUUUCUCAUACUAGUCCAAGCACCUGAAGGAGGUCAUGUCUGAUUUGAAAGCUCAGUGUCUAGAAGAAUCCCAAGUGGAUAGAAAAUACUCAUCGUGUGUGUGAUGAGUGAGUGAGUGCAUGAAUGAAUGAAUGAAUGCUUCUGUUUUUUCCCUGCAUCCCACUGCCAGCUCAGCCUCCCCUCCUGAUUCUGUCCUGGUACCAAUCUGAUUCAGGUCAAGUUUCUCUCCAGUUCAGUAUAAUUUUCUGGUUUUAUUCCUUCUGCUGCUGAUAUUGUUUGGUAGCUGCUGCCACUCAACAGUUUUUACUCCAUUUUAUGAUGACACAAGACUCUGAGUUCUCAACUGAUUAUGUGUCUAUGCUCUUGAACCAAUCCAAGCUAUGCUUUUGAGGAAAGGCAUGGCCCUGCUUGGUCUCAAUUCUGUAUGGGGAUGGAAGCGCCCUCAAUAAGCUGGGGAGAGAGGACAUUUAUAAACAAUUAUAUCUUAACUGGUCUCUAAUGGAUAUGUAUCUCUUUUGAAUUGAUAGAUCCUGCAUUCCAGAGAUCACUAAAGAUCUCAAAUCUGAAUUUUCUGCCAGGCAGCUAUUAGAAAACAAAGUGAACAA
This is a messenger RNA of Gorilla gorilla gorilla (western lowland gorilla), 1939 nucleotides long. RefSeq names its product thioredoxin domain containing 8 (gene TXNDC8). The record is from RefSeq and is a predicted model, not a curated record. The transcript is spliced from 4 exons. NCBI's taxonomy places the organism in Eukaryota, Metazoa, Chordata, Mammalia, Primates, Hominidae. The coding region runs from base 78 to 404 and encodes 108 amino acids.